Molecule: messenger RNA, 1153 nt
Organism: Setaria italica (foxtail millet)
Lineage: Eukaryota; Viridiplantae; Streptophyta; Magnoliopsida; Poales; Poaceae
Product: probable plastid-lipid-associated protein 10, chloroplastic
Exons: 8
Coding region: 6-875 (289 amino acids)
Source: RefSeq, a predicted model, not a curated record
GAUGGAUGCCAAGUUGCCAACGGCAAGGGGAGGCAAAGCCCCAAACCGAUCCGAGGCUGUGCCGGUGCCGCGCCACGCUUCGUGCUUCAUCCAGUCGAACCGAGGAAACAAUGGCGCUCGCCGCCCCUUCUUCCCUCCGCCGCCUCCCGGCGCGGUCUCCGCCCGCGGCCUCCCUCCUGCGCUCGCGCCCUCUGCGCGAGCCCCGUCUCCGUCUCCGCCAGCCCCUCGUCGCCGCCGCGGCGGCGGCCACGGCCCCGCUCGCUGCUUCAUCCUCCCCCGCGGACACGGAGCGGAGGAAGCACGAGCUGCUGCGCUUGGUUCAGGAAACGCGGCGCGGGUUCGCGGCGGGGCCCGACCAGCGUGCCGCCAUCGAGGAGGCCAUCGUGGGCGUGGAGGAGCUCGGCGCCGGGGAAGGGGCGCCGCUUGAUCUCGCGGCGCUCGACGGCACCUGGAGGCUAUGCUACACGUCGGCGUCGGACGUGCUCGUGCUGUUUGAGGCGGCCGAGAGGCUCCCGCUCCUGCAGGUGGGGCAAAUUUACCAGAAAUUCGAGUGCAAAGAUCAGUCAGAGGGUGGAGUUGUGAGGAAUGUUGUACGCUGGAGCAUUGAGAACUUGCUAGAGGACCAAGAAGGUGCAACACUGAUGGUCUCUGCAAAAUUUGUUAUCCUGUCUAAGCGCAACAUCUUUCUUCAAUUUGAGGAGGUUUCUGUUGAAAAUAUCAAGAUUAGCGAGCAGCUGCAAGCACUAAUAGCUCCUGCUAUACUUCCUCGGUCAUUUUUGAGCCUUCAGAUAUUGCAGUUCCUUAAAACCUUUCGAGCUCAAGUUCCUGUUAGUGGUCCUGAAAGGUUUUCUGAUAACCAAGAGUAUACCAUCUGACGGGAUGCCAGCUGUGAGCUUGCCCACUUACAAGAGGUAUAUGUACCUUUCAUGAAAAAUUGGCAAUCACCUCAUUCUAGUAUUUUAAGAGAUUGCAAUGGUCUACUUUGAUUUUAAAAUGUUUUUUACACACCAGUCAUGGUGAAUACGUAGCAGGAUAGUGGAUAUAAAAAGCUUCCUGAAUAGUUCCGUUCUUCAUUUAACUGUUGUAUGAUUACUGGAAUUGUACCUACGAAUUUAACAUCUCGAUCAGUAAAACAAAUGUUCCUUGCCUCGAA